AGCCCAGACCUCCACGAACAAAGAAUGUCAAAGAGUCAGCAGCAAAACGGCAUGAUGCCAGGCGGUGGAGCGGUGGUGGCUGACACCGACGAUUUUUCGGACGGCGACAGCACGCCGUUGACCCAGGAUUAUGGCGACAGUCAAAGGACAGUCGUGGAAACGAAAGGAUGGGACGUUUUCCGGAACCCACCACCGAAGAUCGAUUCCGGCUCGAUGGCGAACCAGCGAUGCCUCGAGGUGACAGUACAAAUAACGAAGGUGAUCGUGUAUCUGUUAGUUUUCGUGAUAGUACUCGGAAGUGGUGUAGUUGCCAAAGGAACGAUACUAUUUAUGACGUCCCAGCUGAAAGCUAACCGGACGAUCGAUUACUGCAACAAGGAGUUAGACCGGAAUAAGCAGUACGUGAUUACUUUGCCAGAAGAAGAAAGGAUAGCGUGGAUCUGGUGCAUUAUAAUCGCGUUCGCGGUACCGGAGUUUGGCACGUUGAUCCGCAGCAUUCGUAUAUGCAUAUUUAAGUCGUGGAAGAAACCCCCGGCGUCUCAUUUCCUCCUCGUUUUCCUUAUGGAGACCUUCCAUGUGAUCGGCUUAGCACUAAUGUUUCUGGCAGUGUUACCCGAGUUAAACGCAGUCGAAGGCGCGAUGCUGACCAACUGCGUGUGCUUCGUACCCGGGUUGUUAGGGCUACUCUCCCGCAAUAAGAACAAAGACGAAUCGAAGAGAUUCGUACUGGUGCUGAUCGAUAUUGCCGCGCUAGCCGCUCAGGGAACGAGUUUCUUUCUUUGGCCAUUGCUGAACAGUUCCCGGCCAUCGUUAUGGCUCAUACCACCGUCAUUGUUCCUCGUCUCCUGCGGCUGGUGGGAAAAUUAUGUCUCCAUGCAAAGUCCCUUCG
Messenger RNA from Ceratina calcarata, 889 nucleotides. Its product is annotated as chitin synthase chs-2-like. NCBI's taxonomy places the organism in Eukaryota, Metazoa, Arthropoda, Insecta, Hymenoptera, Apidae. The record is from RefSeq and is a predicted model, not a curated record. The annotation marks the transcript as partial. The transcript is spliced from 5 exons.